AGAGUCUUUCAUUCUUUCUGGUGCAGCUUAACUGAUUUGAAGAAGCCGAAGAAUAAAAUCCAGUAGCACAGUUAAGACUUUAGCCAUGGCAUCUGUAACAUACCAAAAGCCAACAUCUACUACUGUGGGAAAACAAAUGAUUUUUACAGGUCCAGACUACAUAAAGGAUUAUUUACCCAAAAUUCAUCAGCACACCUGCUAUGUAGGAGAACAGCAUCCGGCGUUAGAAAAAACUGGAGAUCUCAGAUAUUUAUGGAGGCCUGCCUCAAAUAGAAGCUUGCCAGCAAAAUAUAAACAUGAGUACGUUGGUGAAAUUGGUUGGGGAGUACCACAGUAUAAUUUUAUCAACAAAUCAAGACUGGAGAGUGGCUUCCAUAUCAAGUAUGAAGAACUAAGUCAAGCUUCUCUUGAUUCAAUAACCCACAGAUAUCAAAACCCAUGGCAACCAAAACCUCAUGUCCUGGAUAUGCAAGGAAAACAGAGUCGCACUUCUUUGGCCUGGCAUGUGGGUGAUUUCGAGGACACUGAUCGGAGAAAUUCCAAAUGGGCUAUUCUCGUUAGGCAGAGUAAGUCAUCAUUGCCAAGAGCUUCCAAACCAUUUAUGCUUCCGAAGCUGCCAAAAAAGGAAAAGAAAAGGAAAUAUUAGCCUCUAAAUCAGCAUAACUCAACCUGCUUUUAGAAGGAGAAACUGCCUACUACUGUAGAACAAAAAAUAAGAUCAUAAUAAUCCAUAAGUGCUUCUCAUAUUGCCCCAGGACAGAUGUCUUGCAAGAGUACGCUUCAGCUUAAAGCCCAAAUAAAGAGUUUGGAAAAAAG
Mandrillus leucophaeus (drill) is the source of this 816-nucleotide messenger RNA. It is a transcript of the gene SPMIP2, whose product is annotated as chromosome unknown open reading frame, human C4orf45. The transcript is spliced from 5 exons. Lineage: Eukaryota; Metazoa; Chordata; Mammalia; Primates; Cercopithecidae. The coding region runs from base 86 to 646 and encodes 186 amino acids. The record is from RefSeq and is a predicted model, not a curated record.